AUGGAUGAUGAUAUAUGUUCAAAUUUUGUUGUUUUGAGGAAUUAUUUACUUGAUAAUUUGGGAGAAGCACCAAAAUUUUUUAAUGAUUUUAAUAAUGCCAAUAAGUACUGCCCUAAUAAAUACUGCAAUACCGAUCUUGAUAAAAUUACGGCUGGAUUUUUAUGGUUGUUUGAACAAUAUUUUACUAAAUACCCAAAUAAUGACAAUAAUGUAAAUGUUAUUAAACCAUUUUUUCUAUAUAUUAUUUCAUGGUUAAGUUACAAAUUAAAUCAAAAAUCAGAGUACAAUUUCACCACAAUAAACGAUUUUUAUACUAAACAUGUAAAUGAUAAUCAAAAGUAUACUAGUCUUAUAACAAAUGACAAUACUUGUACAAAACUUAAGGAAAUCAUAGAUAAAAGAAAGGAUUUUUUGGAAAUUAAUAUUGAAGAUAUGGCUAAAUUUUAUGAUGCAUUCAAAUUUUUAUGUAGUAUGUAUGAUAAUGUUGAAAGAAAUGAAUAUGACAAAAUUGUAGAUAAUGCUAUUCAUUUUGUUAACAAGUAUACAGAUAUCAACGAUUAUUAUAAUGUUGAAGGUACCACACAUAGUCAAAUAUUGUUUACUUUAUUAACUGAUUACAAUAAUUUUAAAGCUCAACAUUCUAGCAAAAUUAAUAAUUCUAAAGAAUUACCAAAUCUUCCAACAGGAAGAGCAACAAAAUCAUUUUUACGAAAUUCAUCAAUAAAAAUUUCAUUAAUCCCAAUGACAUUUAUUUUUUUUGCAUUACUUGUAUAUUUAGGAAUUGUGUAUAAGCGUUUAUCAUUUGACUUUCGGAAAAUGCUUCAAAAACUCAAUCUAAGAAUCAAAAAAAUAAAGAGGAAAAUAAAUCAUUAA
Plasmodium berghei ANKA is the source of this 873-nucleotide messenger RNA. Its product is annotated as BIR protein. NCBI's taxonomy places the organism in Eukaryota, Apicomplexa, Aconoidasida, Haemosporida, Plasmodiidae. The coding region runs from base 1 to 873 and encodes 290 amino acids. The transcript has 3 exons. The record is from RefSeq and is a predicted model, not a curated record.